UGCCAAUGUGAAUGACUCAAUCGGCUGUUUUCGAGUGGAAAAGUACUGGAGACAGGCUAAUUCCUUUAUGGGUCGACUCGCUGACCCGCUACUCCGCGCCUCACACAUCUAUACAGGCGAAACGGGCUUCCAUUUGCUGCCAACGCGCACUGGUCGAAGGCAAACUUUACAAGUUUUAAUCCGGCAUGCUAAAGUACAAGAGGAAACGAAUGAAGCUUACCAUCCGUGCCAAGUAAGGGUCAGCUGAAUAGUUUUAAGCUCUCGCUCAUAUUGAGAACAAUGGAAGCGAAAUUAGGGUUUCUAUGAAGAUACUCGUGAGAAUACCUCCAGACAAAGGUAUCUCUGUACACAAACUGGAACAUUCAGUAGCUCCAAUGCGCUAACCUAAUUGUCCUAUUCUUUUCAAAUGAAGGAACGCCUAUGGAAGGUGGAGCUUGUUUAUUUGCAAAACUUGGCUGCCAAGCUGUUUGCCUCUGUGUCUUAAUUAUUAAGAUAUGUAAUGUCGUGCUGUGAAGCAGCAAGAAUCUUUGUAACUUGUGAAAAUUUUGUAUACCCUCUUGGAUUGGAUCACAUUUGCAGUCCUGACACGACAGACUCGUGACAAUGGCCAGGGACCCUACAAAGGAUACAGGAUGUGAUCAGACUACACAAGACAGUAGUGUAGUGAAAAAAAGCCAGCUGCUGUUGGAUCGGGGCCAGUGGGCCAACAAACUGGAGUUUUUGUUGGCUGUGGCAGGAACACUUGUGGGCCUUGGAAAUCUUUGGCGAUUCCCAUAUCUGUGCUACAAAAAUGGUGGAGGUGCUUUCCUGGUGCCCUAUGUGCUGUUCCUGCUGUCCUGUGGGAUCCCCAUGUUCCUCAUGGAAACCGCCAUGGGACAGUACACCUCCCAGGGCUGCAUCACCUGCUGGAGACACUUCUGCCCGCUCUUUGAAGGGAUCGGCUACGCCACCCAGGUGGUGAUUGCCUACGCCGCGGUCUCCUAUAUCAUCAUUCAGGCCUGGGCCUUCUUCUAUCUCUUCUCCUCCUUCAGUGCAGAGGUACCUUGGGCCAGCUGCAGGAAUCCCUGGAACACAAAUUCUUGUGUGGAGUUUGACAAGAGGAAUAUCUCAGCAAACUGGACUGUGCCUGAAAAUGCCACCUCACCUGCCACAGAGUUCUGGGAGAGGCGAGUGCUACACAUCUCCAAAGGAAUUGACCAUAUCGGUGCAGUUCGUUGGGAGCUUGCACUGUGUCUGAUUCUGGCCUGGGUGCUGUGCUACUUCUGUGUGUGGAAGGGUGUUAAAUCAACUGGAAAGGUGGUGUACUUUACGGCUACCUUCCCUUACGUAAUGCUGAUCGUGCUGCUGGUGCGUGGUCUCACCCUCCCUGGAGCAUCAGAGGGCAUCAAGUUCUAUUUGUACCCAGAUCCAGCACGGCUGAUGGACACACAGGUGUGGAUGGAUGCUGGUGCACAAGUCCUGUUCUCCUUUGGAAUCUGCCAAGGAAGCCUGACUGCACUUGGGAGUUACAAUCAAUACAACAACGACUGCUACAAAGACACUUUCGUCUUGUGUUUGGUGAAUGGAGGCUCCAGUUUUGUGGCAGGGUUUGCCAUCUUCUCGGUUUUGGGGUUCAUGUCGUAUGAGCAAGGCAUCCCUAUAUCGGAGGUCGCCGCAACUGGUCCUGGGCUGGCAUUCAUUGCGUACCCCCGGGCGGUGGCCAUGAUGCCCCUGCCACAGCUCUGGGCCAUCUGCUUCUUCGUCAUGGUCAUCCUGCUGGGAGCGGACACACAGUUUGUGAGUCUGGAGUGUCUGAUGACGUCGGUGACGGACAUGUUCCCCACGGUGUUCCGGCGCGGCUACCGGAGAGAGCUACUGCUACUGGGGCUGUGCACCGUCUGCUUCCUGCUCGGACUCCUGCUGGUCACCGAGGGAGGCCUGUAUUUCCUGCAGCUCUUUGACCAUUACGUAUGCAGUGGUAACAACCUGUUGUUACUCUCUGUCUGCCAGUCUAUAGCCAUUGGCUGGAUAUAUGGUGCGGACCGCCUCUAUGACAACAUAGAAGACAUGAUAGGCUAUCGAAUGGGGCCUUACAUGAAGUACUGCUGGCUGUAUGUCACUCCAAUCGUGUGCAUGAGUACUUUCAUUUCCAACAUAGUGAUGUAUCAGCCUCUGAAGUUUAACAAGACAUAUGUGUACCCUGACUGGGCAUAUAUCCUGGGAUUGUUCUUGGGACUUUUCUGUGUGUUCCUGGUACCCCUUUGGAUCCUCUAUAAAAUAUCUAUAUCCAAGAUGACAACAGUUGAGACCGUAAAACACCUCUGCCGUCCAAAUCCCCAAAAUCAGAACCUGAACCUGAAGCAGACUGCAGAGCGAUGCCCCCUGAACCCCGACACGUCCCUCUGUCCCCCAUCCAACGACAUCAAGGGACAGGGUGGAGUCGAACUGGAGAACCAAGUUUAGUGGCCAUCUUUAUUCCACUUGCAGUACUUCGAAUUUCCAAUAUUUUUUUAUGAAAUACUCCAUCUUGUUUUUUAGUCUAGCGGUCAGCUCAUUUUGUGGUGUACUGUACACUGAUUAUGAAGGUAGGGAUAUGCUUGGUGUGUGAUGUAACUUGCAUGUACAACCAUUUGCGAACGAGUGCACAUACUGUACUACAUUGCGCACAAUAUUGGAGGUAUCAUCUAUGGGGCAGAUAGUUAACGACCUCUCAUUAAUAUUUUGUACAAUUGUUUGAUGCUACUGUGACCUCAACAUGGAAGGUCAGAAGAUCGCCCCUGGCAGUUGUGCCAAUAUUGCAGUGCGCACACGCGCAAUAUUGCACUGUGCAUACGUACCUUGGAUUCAAGUGAGCUGCUACAUAAAAAAAACUCAUGGCCACGCAUUUGUGCACAAAAUGUGCACGCACACGCAUAUCCUACAGCAAGCAUAUUCCAGCCCCGCGACAGUAGAUGGACAGUCUGAAAGAGGUUGAAUUUUCAAAUCAGCCAGUUAUUAUUGAGGUCCUUGAGGUCCCUGUUGUCCUCAGUCAUUGAAUGCAGUAUAUUGUUAGAAUAAAAACAAAAUCAAACUAAAAGAGUUAACUAUUGAUGACAUGAUAUGAUGUGUGAAAGGUUAUGUUGGUGAAAGGUGAAAAUGCUUGUUACUGAAAGUGAGAUGCUUGGCACUGCCACCUUUUCCCAGCAGCAAAAUAGUAAUUAAAAGUUUUAUGUCUCACUAGUUGAAUCAUCUUUUCUAGGAAGGUUUAAGUGAUGGACAGAAACGAAUCGGUAAACCACUAGAUCCGUUUGUUUCAGAGCUUGUACGAACGCAUUACUUGAAACUUGAAUAUCAAGUCGCACUGGGUCUCCUUAGACAGGAUAUUUGUGUAAGAGGUAGGAAGGUCCCCGUCUUCAUUUUAGACAAUGAUACGUACAGUAUAUCACAGUAUGGACUUGCAGUGGUUCUAGUCAAGUUGCUUUUGAUUGUGCACCUACGUUGGCCAAGGACAUGGCUGCUCUUGGCUAUUUCAAACUGCUCUCCGGCCUCAGUCCCACCCAUCUUUUAGUGAAGUAUUAGGUCAAUAUAAAGACUGUAUGCAGCCAUUAAUCAUUAGUAACAAACUUUUAGGACAUUAAUUGUUAUUAAUUGAACAAGGAAAUGCAACCCAACAUGCAUGGGACCACCAAAUGUUUUUUUUCUGUCCAACUCUGUUAGUUUUCUGUGAAACUAUGUACAAAUCUGCUGUUUUUAUAGUCAAAGGCACUGUUCACUACCACUCCCCUGGUAGAAACGAUGUGUGAUUUGUCGUUUCCACAGUGUGUGGUUACUGGAUUGGAGUGCAAAAUCUCCAUAGAAUAUGAUGUCAACAUACUUUGUUUUAAUUGAAAAAAUCUGUAAAAUACAAUAAAUUAAGACUAUGUAGGAGCAACAAAAUAAAACAUUAGACGAGAGCUAUUGAUUGAAACACGGGAUGAAUUAAAUACAUGGAUUCUCUUGCUAUCUCCAUCAACUGAAAUAAGUAUUGAAGGUAGAGUAUGACAUUUUUGUAGUAGUUUGUUUCCAAAAUGUAUGUUGCCCAUUCUCAUCUUAUUUAUGAAUAUUCACUACCACCAUCAGUUUGUAAGUAUUCAUUAUGGCUUGAGAAUAGGCAUUGUUCGUAUAUGAAUAGGUCAAUCUUCUUAAGUAGUACCGGUACUUAAAGGUGCACUGUGUAGGAUGGGGGCCAGAGUAGGCAUUGCAAGUAUGCUGCUAAUUGAAAUUGUGCUGCCUAUUGCUUAUCUUUUCAUGAAUAUUUACUAAAUACAGUAAUAACACAAUAUUGAUUGGUGUGACCAAAGUAGAGUAAGUUUUGCAGCCACAAAAAGUCAAUUUUUGGAAAUUCAAAACGGCAAACAUGGAGAAGAUUCACCUCUUUCAUGUAUGAAAAAUACAAUUUUCACAGUCAUAAUGAACACGUAGAAUUUGAUGGUGGUGGUAAGCAUUUAUGUAAAAUGUAACAUUUGUGAAUGGGCGAGGUGCCCUUUUGGCCAUAUAUCAGAAAUAGGUCUCACAUCAUCACUGAUGUUUAUACAAUCACUAUGUUUAUACAUACACUAUUUUACCUCACAUAUGCACUUUGCACAAGCAUUUUAUUUGCAUGUGCGAGAAACAAAUAUUGUAUGUAGGCCUAUAAAAUUAUUCUAUGUAUAAACUUUUAAUGAUGUUACAUACUGUAUUGCAGAGGGGCACCUCAUACUUAAUUACUAGUACUUAGGCUUAAGUACUUCUUAAAUGAUUUUGGGAAAUGCCGCCCAGACCAGUAAGUAGUGUAGGCCUAUUUACUUUCUAAAGAUUCAUGACAAAGACAGCAUUUGUGACUGGAAAACAGUACAUUAAAAGAAGGAAGGUCCCACGGUAACUCUGCUUAGUCAUUUGUUUUGUUAUUAUGGAAAUCUUUGUAUGCCAUGCUUUUGAGCAUUCACAUCGACAUGUCAUUAUAUUAUGAAUAACAUAAAGGACUGGGGUGAAUUUCUCAAAACCAAAGUUGCUAACUACAUAAGCUACUUCGUUGCUUUCAAUGCAUUUUCCCAUUGGCAACUACCGAAGUUGCUAACAGGCUAACAACUUCCCUUUUGAGAAACUCACCCAAGAGUUGCCUCGGGACCUUCCUUCUUUCGAUGUUCUGCUCUUUUCUCCUUGAAGAGCACAUGCACUUACUUGUUUCAGACCUAAGGCAGCGCUCCCCCAUCUUUCUUCUGGACAGCAUACAUGUUGGAAACAGACUAAAAUUUCACACUAGACCUUUAAACAUGCUAGAUUUAUCAUCCCCACAAAAGCUUGUGUCUUUGCAUCAUACUAUUUAGCAGGGCUUGAAAACGAAAUUAUUUUUCAAACGUUCCGUUCCGAACGGUUCAGGCAAGUUUCAGUUUAACGUUUUCGUUCCUGCAAUCGUUCCCCCAUAAAAAUAUCGUUCCUGAACCGGUUCGGAACGAAAAAUAACGUUCGUUCUUAACGUUCCUGCAGUGUUUAACGGCCAUAUUAAGUCUAUUUUCGUGGACUUUAUCUUAGAAUAGACGUACUCAUUAUUUCCCCUUGAUUUACACAGCUAUUCUCAAAAAUAAUAACACACCCAAAAACACUCAGGUGGGCUAUCCAUCCUGGCAGAUUUAACCGGAUGCCUAUAAUUCUUAUCAAAAGUAGCCUAUGCCAGCCCAGUAGCGGUGGGUGGAUGUUGAUUAGGGAGGCACAAUACAGAAUAGCCAGAGAGAGUUUAAAAAAAUAGCCGGAGAGAGUUCCUAAAAAAAAUCUCUGGAAUAGCGCAGGUAAACGUCAGCAUAGUACGAGGUGUCGAUAGGCAUGGCUUUCAGUUCUUGCCUAGCUCUAUUUAAUAGGCCAUGAGGUUUGCAGCAAGUGAACCGUGUAAGUAAAAGGGACACAGUUUGCUCCACAAAAAAAAAUCCCAAACUGUUUUGAGAUGUGCACGAUGCAAGGAAGGGGUCACUAGUUCUAGAGAAGGGACAGGUUGCAUAGUCUGAAACCUUGGAUAUGUUCUCAGAUAUCGGCUACCAACCAUUCCAGUGCAAGUCCAUCACCACAAAACCGGAGACCUUUUGUAGCCUAACAGACAAGCGUCACAAAAUAGUAAGAGUUUCCACGUAGUCCAUCCCAUCAGCCCAGCCCUCUGCACGACAGAAGAGAAUAAUAACUUAAACUACAACAAAUGCGCUGUCUUUCUCUAUCCCUGCUUGUUGUCACACGCGACCUACUUUUGAUGACAGCCAGGAAAUAUUGCGCAAUACUGGGGAAACCAUCGAAACAUUGAGCGGGCCAGCUAACGUCAGCUAGCGUCUGUCCAUCUGCCACGAAUGACUUUAUCCCGCAUUGACCACAACAACAGAUAAAUAAGACGUCCUUGAUUACAGCACAUAAAACACCAGCUCUCACCUCUCUUCUCUACAACCGACAGUGGGAUACACUGCGCACAACAAAAGCACUUCAGUAACUUUACGACAACAUAAUUUGCCAUAACCGCAUUGAACAUCGAGGCACUCGGCGGUGCCAUUACAAGUAGUAAGCUAAACAUGACUUACCCACCAGUUGCCUCUCGAGACGAGCACUCUGCGAAUUAGGUUCAUCAAAUCGCCUAUCCAAUUCCUUUGCAAAUCAUAGACUGUAUGGUCCAAAUACUCUGUCCCUGUAGGAAUCCCAACACCGAUCUCAAGACAUGUUCUCUUUUGCUCUCCAUGGUGUCAAUAUAAAACUCUGUAGGCGGCGGCCUACUGUCCGUGAAUGAGACUGAAGAACAGCGCGGGUAAAGUGUCAUUUCUCUUACAAAAAUGUAUUUGAUAUUGGUGGUCAACAACUUUAGGGCGGGUUUAUUAGAGCCAACUUCCAAUCACUACGAGAAAGCCAGGAUAACAGACAGUUUAGUUCUAGUUUCCUAUCAAAAUCUCUGAGGAGAAGCACAUCCUAAAAUUUACCCAGGAAGUUUCUCCAUACAAUGCACAGUCGCACUCUGAUUGGCCAAUGCUCCUCAAUAUUUUAUCAAUCGGCGGCAAGAGCUCAGGUGAAGCAAAAUGCUGUUGCUGUAUGCAUGUUUCCCCUCAUACACGUCAGUAGCCGAACUAAAAGACUGCUCGUCGCCAUGGUUACUCCUCAAACAAAAUCGUGCACUUGUAUGAAAUAUAGAGAACGAAAAAAAACCCGUUAUUAACCGGUUUGUGGAUUUCAGAAUAACGUUUUUGUUCCGGAACACUUGAAGACCAUUUCGUUUUCGUUUCCGUUUCCGUUCCUUGUAAAAUUCCAUAAAAUUUCGUUCGUUUUCGGUUUUCGUUUUCGUUCCUCGAACCGGUUCGGAGCCCUGCUAUUUAGACAACAAUUUAUAUGGAAACUGACCCCAAGUAUGAUAUUCAGUAUGUUCUGUAUACUACAUUUUCUCACUAUCUGAAUGGACGGGAAAUGUUCAAAAGAUUUUUGAAAAACUUUGAUUGCCAUCAGACAACAGGCAUGUGAAUUGUUGAUCAGGUGAUAAAAUGGUUUGUAUCCGCGAUCCACGAUCUUGAAGUAAAAAAAAGUGUUUCAACAAAUCCGACUCUCCUGUACGUAAAUGUAAAUCCAUUUUAGUAGUUUAGGCUAUUUUCACAUAUAGUCCACUUAAUUCAGUCAUCUGUAAGUAGACCAAAUAGUGAGCCAACAGAACAAAGAACUCAGUUCAGUCUGUCUUUGUCUGUGUGAGUGUAUUACAAAAAGGACCAGAUGCUCUUCUGCCAUUAGGCAUAUAUGGGGUGCCAGUCCUCUACAGUCCUAUAGAGCUCUCCUUAAGUGAUUUCACAGUCUAGUCACUGGUGUAACUUGUCAGGCCUCUUACUGAGACCACAUCAACAAAGGUCUCAGUACAGAUCACUUCCGAGGGGUCUGGGUAUGCUUUGCAGCAUUCACACAUAAAAACACUGAGUCACAGGUCUGAGUCCGCUUAAACGGCUGAGAGGGACCAAGUGUGGAAAUGCUCUACCACAAGUCAAGAAAAGUUAUUAAGGCAGGUUCAUCAUGCACACAGACAAGAAACAUGACAUUCAUGUUAAUGACAACAUUCACAUACUAUACAGGCUUAUUUACCAAGAGUGGACCAGUUUAAUGGCAUAGUACAUACAUGCACACACACCACACAUUCAAAGACAAAGAACUGUGGUCAUAACCCAUUGCUUCACUUUUCAAGCCUCACCAUCAACUGAGUGAGUGACCACUUGAAAGAGAAAUAUUAGGACUGCGUAGUAGUGUGACUCCUUCCUGGUUCCGUUCCAAUGGCAGGGAACAUCACUCCCCAGGCCAUACUGCACUGUAUGACCAGAGAGUCUUUAAGUAUAGAGAUAUGCCAACAUAAUAGGUUUCUAUGGGCACCUAACGCGACCAGGUUCCGGUCUGCCUAAAGGGGCGUGUCAUAAUGCUCCUACAAUGAAUAGAACAGUCCUUAGGUCUGCCUAGGUAUGACUUUUACACUGGCACUAGUUCCAUGGAGCCAUGGUUCCAAGGUUCUAUGGAACACCCCUGCUACAUUUGUUUUUGUCUUCACACCCUGUUUUUUUUUUUUUUGGAAGAGCCUCUGACAUGGUUCCAUGCGUUCGAAGUCUAGUUCUAACUUGUCACAUGUCACCCUGUCUGGAACAGAUUGGUCGUCAUGGGCAAUAAUUUGUCCGCCUGCACACAUUCACCAUGGCUCAGUAUGUGCAGCUGCCAAUGGGUCUCCUCAUGCCACAAUCAUGAGAUUCUACCUCCUGGAUGCGGUAGCAUGUAAGACUGGACAAGUCAAUUGCGAGGAGAAUAGCCGGCUUGAGUUUUCUAUUGCUUUUCUUUUAUAAAGCCUUGUAUGAUGAAAUUGGUUCUUUAUUUCUGCAUAGCCCUGUGUUGGAUCUUUAUGGCUGGCAUAAAAUCAAAACAUUUUUCGUGUGUGAAAGCAAGGAAAAAGGCAGUGAUGAUCAUACAGAAAUCAAUGUUAUUUUUAAUAUAAUUUAUCUUACUGCAUUGGGGGAGAAAGUCAUUGUGAAGGUGCAUUGAUGGCAUUCGUAUAGGCCUGUCUUGUCUCAAAGUGACUAUAGUUUGUCAACCAUUUUACUGUCUCUGAUCGUUGUCAUCUCAGAUGUACUGCGUUAUUAUAGACCAAACUGCUACAUGUGUGAUUGGUCAGACAACACAAAUGCUGCUGAGAUAGAGGUUACAAGUACAAGAAUAGUGUUAUGAUUGAAAGUCCUACAGUCAACUUACCGUAAAUUAACACUUUGCUUCCCGGCUCCAUAACAAUUAUCCAGCCAUAUCCUGAUGAAUGAAAAGAAAUCUAUUACAACAAUUAAUUAAUUGCCACAGCAAUUAAUGGAGCAUGUGAAUAUUGUGAGCCUAGAAAACUGCAGUCAAAUAUGCCAUAAAUCAUGUUUUAUGAUUUCACAAGAGGUGUUGAACAUAUUCAAAGUUUAUAAUAAUUAAAGUAAAGUAUAUUUUCAGAUUAAAAACAAAAACGUUUUGUUUCUACCUCAUGGCAACAAUUAACUAAUCGGGCACUUUUUGGGGUUUAAAAUUAGGUUUUUUUUUGUUUUUUUGUUUUUUUAAAUCAGCUUAAAUUAUUUAUGCCCAUUUAUUCUUGCUUAUUGAUGCAUCUUUUUCAGAUUUAUAAAAUAAGUAAAAAUUAUAAAAUAAGUGAGUACAUACUUUAGAGUGUUUUAAUACUUUCAUAAAAUAUAUUAUUGAUUUCCAUUGUAUGUGCAUUGCAAUGAUCAGCGUUAUUUUCCACAUGAACGUAGAUGCCAUGAACACAGCCGGUCUUUGACAUGCAGCUGUGAAUUGUAGUGCGUAUGUUGCUGUUGUAAUGAAGAACAAAUGCUGACAAAAUAUUCACCAUACAUUUUAGACAUGAGUCACUGUGUUUUAUAAUCAUUUGUUGUCCAUUUUUGUUAAUGAUUUUUUUUCCAUAUUUCAUUGGUGUCAUAUUGAUGACAUUAGUUUAAAAUGGCAGCUUACAAAGACAUAAUGCACUGUAAGAAUAAAGGAUGA
This is a messenger RNA of Engraulis encrasicolus (European anchovy), 9978 nucleotides long. Its product is annotated as sodium- and chloride-dependent GABA transporter 2-like. The transcript has 15 exons. Gene Ontology annotation, molecular function: gamma-aminobutyric acid:sodium:chloride symporter activity. Gene Ontology annotation, cellular component: plasma membrane. Bases 604 to 2442 code for a protein of 612 amino acids. The record is from RefSeq and is a predicted model, not a curated record. Gene Ontology annotation, biological process: sodium ion transmembrane transport. NCBI's taxonomy places the organism in Eukaryota, Metazoa, Chordata, Actinopteri, Clupeiformes, Engraulidae.